This is a messenger RNA of Linnemannia hyalina, 216 nucleotides long. Lineage: Eukaryota; Fungi; Mortierellomycota; Mortierellomycetes; Mortierellales; Mortierellaceae. The record is from the annotation of a GenBank genome assembly.
AUGGGUGUAGAAAUCCACUCUGUCCAUGGAGGAACUCUGCAUCAAAUCCUGACUGUGACCCUCCCUUCCAACAAGUCGUUUAUCAUCAAGCGCAAGCUCGGAAAGAAGCAGAAGCAGAACCGCCCUCUGCCCAACUGGUGCCGCAUGCGCACCGAUAACAAGAUCCGUUACAACGCCAAGCGUCGUCACUGGCGCCGCACCAAGCUGGGUCUUUAA